This is a messenger RNA of Ictalurus punctatus (channel catfish), 1584 nucleotides long. It is a transcript of the gene tsen2, whose product is annotated as TSEN2 tRNA splicing endonuclease subunit. The transcript is spliced from 11 exons. Lineage: Eukaryota; Metazoa; Chordata; Actinopteri; Siluriformes; Ictaluridae. The record is from RefSeq and is a predicted model, not a curated record. Gene Ontology annotation, molecular function: nucleic acid binding; tRNA-intron lyase activity. Gene Ontology annotation, biological process: tRNA-type intron splice site recognition and cleavage; tRNA splicing, via endonucleolytic cleavage and ligation. Bases 120 to 1523 code for a protein of 467 amino acids. Gene Ontology annotation, cellular component: tRNA-intron endonuclease complex.
GGGGGGGGGGCGGGGAAAUAGCGCGUUGUGUUCACAGUCAAAACAGCAUACUCAAUUUUCCUACCACAGCCGUUAUAUUUUAUAUUUAUGUGUUGGGCAUUUGCGCGAUAACUUGACUAAUGGAAGCGAUAUUUCACGCUCCAAAACGGAGGCCAAAGGUUUAUGAAUCUUUUGAAGCACCACUUCCUGUUCCGUUCAGCAAAGACUCUCCAUCAGAACAACAGAUACAAACAUACAGAGCUGAAAUCAUACAGCAGCAUGUUAUAGUGAGAGAAAGCGAACAUAUUCAAGCUCUUUAUGGAAAGGGUUAUUUUGGUAAAGGGGUUCUGUCCAAAAGUAGACCACAGCACAGUAUUUCUGAACGGUGGGAAUAUGUAGGUGACACGUGUUUACCAGUCAUCCCCUUGCCAAAAUACGAGCAGCAUGUAAGAUGGGCCCGCUCUGCUCUCCUGGCUCAGGGUUUGGAUGAAGAAGCUGCCAAUCAGGUGCUGAAGGAGCUGACUCAUCCUGUCGAGCUGGAUCUGGAAAAAGAACCCAGUGAAGAACAAGUCGACGUUCAGGAACAUCAGGAGUCGGGAGCGUGUCAGGCGCCAUCUUCAGAACAGGACCAGCCGAUGGAGGAUGUAGCAGCCGCAAAAUGCGAGGAGGGAGAGGGCUCGGGAUUCUCCAAGGCUAAGAGACCUCGCAGACAAGGGGACCUGUGCUAUGACCCUCUAGCUGAAAUAUAUCCUGAAGAACCCGAACAAGUCGAUCCAAACGCACUCGCCAAGGUCAAAUGCAAACGACAUGAUGACUGGAUCGUUCAUUGUGGAUGUCGAGUAGAUGCAAGUGAAAUGAUGAGCGGUGGGUCAGUGUCGGACACGCGGGGCUGUAAUCUAUCAGUAGCUCGUAGUUAUGUUUUGGUGGAGGAGUCUGAAGAAGAUGAAGAUGGAGAUCCUUAUGACGAGGACAUCAAACGAAGCAGAAGAGGCAAGUUGGUGUGCAGAAUCAACCCAUUUAACAUGAUGGAGUACCUCCAGCUCAGUUAUGAAGAGGCUUUCUUCCUGGUUUAUGCGCUUGGAUGCUUGUCAGUUUUCCGCGAUGGGGAAGCCUUGUCGAUCCUUCAAGUUUGGAGAAUGUUUCGUUCAGCGCAGCCCAACUUCGAGAUCGCGUACGCAGCCUAUCACUACUUCCGCAGUAAAGGAUGGGUGCCCAAGUCAGGCAUUAAAUACGGCACUGAUUUAAUGCUGUAUCGCAAAGGACCGCCAUUUUACCAUGCAAGCUACUCCGUGGUGGUGGAGAGAGUAGAUGAGUCCCUCCAAGGUGCUCCUCUGAGGCCACUUACCUGGAGAUCUUUAGCUGCUCUUAGCCGAACCACUGCUAACGUCUCUAAAGAGCUGAUGUUUUCCUACGUCGUCGUGCCAUCAGAUAUGACCGAGGAGGACUUCUCCUCACCAGAGUGCCUGAAAAAGUUCAAAGUUCAGGAGAUUAUUGUGAGCAGAUGGGUAUCAUCAAAAGAGCGAACAGAACAGGAGGAUAUCUAGAAAUGGUUCAGCUCUUGAGUACCAUUAAGUUGUAAUAAAAAAUUCUUUGCACUUUCUGUAA